Messenger RNA from Lindgomyces ingoldianus, 396 nucleotides. RefSeq lists its product as uncharacterized. The transcript has a single exon. NCBI's taxonomy places the organism in Eukaryota, Fungi, Ascomycota, Dothideomycetes, Pleosporales, Lindgomycetaceae. The record is from RefSeq and is a predicted model, not a curated record. The annotation marks the transcript as partial.
UCAAGAGUAGAAUCAACAAGGGCAACAAUAAUCGCGGAAAAGACAAUACGGAAGAUGAGUACACUAAGGAAAAAUCUGGCUUUGAUCUUUAGCGGCCCGACAGCUUCGGCUCUAGAUAAUGCACGUAAUCGAACUAGGAUGAAGCAAACAAGUCUGCGGUGUGCCCGGAUCCGAAGUCUACGCCCAGAUAGCAUCAUUUCCUGGGCCGCAGCGUUGCCAAUUACGGACUGGAAGUCGGAUGGCAUGUCUAAUGAGGUAUUUGACUACUUGGCAAGCCGAAUAGAUGCUGCCAGAGAAGUGCAGCCAUGGCCCUCCGUGGUACGAGAUGUCCUUCGUAUCUUCCAAUUGGAGGUCUUGCCGCACUCAGAAGAAUACAAUAAAUUUCUUGACGGUAAG